Messenger RNA from Ictalurus furcatus (blue catfish), 955 nucleotides. RefSeq lists its product as uncharacterized. Bases 231 to 935 code for a protein of 234 amino acids. The transcript has 6 exons. NCBI's taxonomy places the organism in Eukaryota, Metazoa, Chordata, Actinopteri, Siluriformes, Ictaluridae. The record is from RefSeq and is a predicted model, not a curated record.
ACAAUCAAACAAAUAUAAUAAUGGUGAUGAUGAAACUUUAGAUAAGUCUGACUGGACAGUAUUUAUGAUAAUUUCACUUGCUGAAAUGUAAUUUUCCUGCUGUGGUAAUAUAGGAUUCUACUGGAGAAACUUUUAAUUGGCUGUGAAAAUGUUUGUUUAAACAGAGGCAGAGCCAUGGAGUAGUUCAGAAGGAAUGCAGUACAGUAUAACGCAAUAGGAUCACUUGUCACAUGGAAUUUUACACAGAGACACCACAGAGACACCAGAUGAAGUCCAAAAUCUACCUGAGCAUCAUGGCUAAUAAAGGGAAGAGGCCAGAAUGUUUCCUGAGAUUUUUUGCCAUCCUGCUCAUUUAUAUGCAAGUGGUGAACUCACAAGGACUCCCUGAAAUUUCAGACAUGAUUGUAGAGUUGAGCUACACAGAUGGAGAAAUGAAUCACUUAAGGGAAAAACGAGAUGUGAACACGGAUAUACUAGAAUACAUUGUAAUCAUAGAGGUGAAUGUGUCACAAGCGAUUUUGUUUGAGCAAAUCAAAUCAUCAUUGGAGUCCAUCAGUAGUUUCCAAAUAGACAACACCACAGAAAUCGAAAGCGUGAACAUUACAACAGUGUGUCACCCAAAUGGUUCUGAAUAUCAGUGCAUUUGUGAGGAUCAGUAUUUUUGGUCAUUUAAUAACUGCAUUGUGCAUAAUGCCUGCAAUGACCUAUAUGAAGGAGUAUGUACCUGUAUCGAUGUCUUUCCCAGUGAUGGACAGAUGUGUGUGACAACAAGUGAACUACCAUUAUUUGAUAUUCUGGUUGAAAUUGAGCUGAAUACCACAAGCACAACAAUGCUCGAUGAACUGAGAAACCGUUUUGCAGAAAUCAGUUUCCCAAUUACAUUUGGUCAUGCAGCAGAAAUUACAGAUGUGGCCAUUACAACAGGUAGGAGUUAGGCUGUGUAUAAAAAAAAUCC